Molecule: messenger RNA, 1605 nt
Organism: Bipolaris oryzae ATCC 44560
Lineage: Eukaryota; Fungi; Ascomycota; Dothideomycetes; Pleosporales; Pleosporaceae
Exons: 1
Coding region: 1-1605 (534 amino acids)
Molecular function (GO): protein binding
Source: RefSeq, a predicted model, not a curated record
AUGCUGACCCUUAACGAACGUGACUUUCCUUUACUCCCCUCUGAAGAGCAAAGGCGAAGGCUCCUCCUUGCGCAUAAAGCUGCAGCGGCAUCACCCUCGAGAAAACAAAACUCGCGUGCGACAAUCAACGACUUACCUGACGAGCUCAUCCUCGCGAUACUGGGGUACUUGUCCGAUGAGGAAAACUCCAAGAAAAAGAUUUUAAAUGCUCUGAGUUUGGCAUGCGCGAGCCGUCGUUUUUACCGAAUUGCAAUCGCAGAGGCUUAUGCGUUGUUCGACCCACACGACUGCAAUGCCUAUCCGUUCCUUCGCACCGUGAUAUUGAACCCGCAACUAGCGGCGCUUGUAAAGCAUGUGAAGAGACUGAUCCAAUUUGACCAUUCUAAUCCGGUGUACGAACCAACAGCGCAGGAUAAGAGGGUGAUCAAAAAAGCUGUACAGGCCCUCGAAAUCCGCCAUUGGAGAAGAUGGGUGGACACAUGCAACAACGACCCUCGAAGUUACGAAGUAAUGACAGCCAUGAUCCUACUAUUUUUACCGAAUAUUCAAACUAUCAGAUACACUGGCUAUGAUCGGUCCGAGUCUCUCCAGGACGCUCCCGACUGGUCAUUCAUGAUGAACGAAGCACUCGGUUGCGAAAAUGGGAAGAUCCAUUGCUUUGAAAAUCUACGAGAAGUCAGGAUCCAUGCACGCGACGUACAAUUGUUUACGAUUGCGCCUUUGUUCAGGCUCCCAUCAUUGCGCAUGCUAGAGUUAAUAGGAGUCCUGGAGUUCCACCGUUCCCGCCGAGGGGAGAACAACGCUAAGACGCUUCGAAAAAUGGUAGACCCAGGGAGAAACAAUAUCGAGACACUUUCUCUAAACGACUGCUUUUACACCAAGAGCUGUUUAGAUUUCCUAGUCUCAACUUCACGGCGUUUAAAGGAGUUUCAAUAUGCCAUGGCUGUGGACAUGGUACCGUGGUUCAAUGGAUCGCCCGUACCUAUUCUUCGCAAGCUGGCCAAAAUUUUGCGACCUCAUCAAACAUCGCUAGAAACUCUUACGAUUUACUGCGAGACGGAAAUAGAACGUAGAAAGCCUGGUCUACUUCACAACCACAGCGGCCUGAGAGAGUUUACAUUGUUAAAAGAACUCCGGUGCCCUCUGGGUACACUGGUAGCAGAAUAUGGUAAAGAGUUUGCAAAGGGAUUACCGCCUUCUCUGGAGAAAUUUCAAACGCGUAUCCGAUCCGACCCAGACGACCGCAAAUACCUUCGUUCAUUAAAACACCUGUUAACUGGCAGGGCUACAUACACACCUAAACUACGUGAGGUUCAGGUGAUUUUACUUUCCUCUGAUCAAAAAUAUCUUGACGAAUGCCUCUGGAAGCACCUCGCUGAACUGGCUCGUGAGGCGGGGAUAAACUUCGAGUAUGAUUUGCUAGAGGAUGAGUUCUAUGGUGGAUAUACUGACUAUGGGAGUAUGUCGAGUUUCUUUGACGAGAAGGACGUAGACAUUGAUGAGUCUGACGAUGAGUCUGACGAUAAUAGUGAAGAUGAAGGUCACAGCAGUGACGAGUUUGAAGACUAUGAAGAAUACGGUGGAAUUGACGGGUAUGGUGGAUAG